AUGGAUUCUUUCAACCAAUCAACUGGAUUCAGGUAUAAUCCAGAUUCAAACACGAUGGGUGAUGCUGAUGGCGAUUCAGAGGUCUCCGGGAUUCUUGAAAUCUAUGUUCAUCAUGCCAGGAAUAUUCACAACAUAUGUAUCUAUGAUAACCAAGAUGUUUAUGCAAAAUUCUCUCUAACUUAUAAUCCUGAUGAGACCAUUUCAACUAGAAUUAUCAAUGGAGGUGGCAAAAACCCAGAAUUCAAUGAAAACUUGAUGAUGAAACUCACUCAACUUGAUGCAGUCCUCAAAUGUGAGAUUUGGAUGCUUAGUAGAGCUAGAAACUACAUGGAGGAUCAGCUUCUAGGAUUUGCUUUGGUCCCUAUUUCCCAAGUUUCGGGCAAAGGAAAGGUGACUCAAGAUUACAGCCUCUCCUCCACUGACCUCUUUCACUCUCCUGCUGGUACUGUCCAAUUGUCUCUUUCCUUAAACACAGCUUUGCCUGUUAAGCCCUCAGCGACAGCUACGAACUCUUCAAUAUCAUCAGAGGUUGUGCUUCUUGACAGAAAGAUAUCAGAGGUUAUUUUGGACCCAGUUGAGUAUUCGAGAAUUGAAUUUCCUGAUGUCAAUGUUGUUAGAGAGAAUCAGCAAAUGGUCUCGGAGUAUUUUGAUGGCUUGGGUUCUAGGCCUGGCUCAUUUCUUCACCUCGGUGCCUCCCCACAACCUGCUUUUCAUGACUAUGAAAUGACAACGAAUUCCUCAGAGGAAAAUCAAGGUGGUUCAGCUUCUCCUAAUGGUAGCAUCCAAAACUCCAGUUUCUUGAGCUCUACGACAACAAGCCUGAGCGAUGACAGAAAUUCCUCUGAUUCAGUUGAGAGAAAGAGUCGUUUAGGUGGUCAGUCAUCGAACUCUCUUAACGUUUCGAUCACCACAGAGGCUAAUCAUAACUCCCGUGCUUGUCCUGACACUCCAACUUCAAAGAAGGAAAACAAAGUCCGAGACGAAAAGGAAUCAAACUAUACAAGCAGGGAGGAGGAGAGCAAGAAGGAAGGAAACAUGAGUUCUGUUAAAUUUGGUCAAGUAUUUUCUGCCCCACUAGGAAAUAUCAAUCUUGAGGCAGAGCAGUCUGCAAUGCAGCAGCAAAUAGUUGACAUGUACAUGAGGAGCAUGCAACAAUUCACAGAAUCUUUGGCCAAGAUGAAGCUACCUAUGGAUCUUGACAAGCCAGAACCUGAGGAUGGCGGCGAUGUGAUUCAAAGUCAUAGCAAUAAACUAGAGCUUGAGAAGAAGAGAAAGGACGGAGGGCGAGUAUUUUAUGGUAGCCGGGCAUUCUUCUAA
Dovyalis caffra is the source of this 1317-nucleotide messenger RNA. NCBI's taxonomy places the organism in Eukaryota, Viridiplantae, Streptophyta, Magnoliopsida, Malpighiales, Salicaceae. The record is from the annotation of a GenBank genome assembly.